CGGCGCCAUUUUACUGGAGGAAAGAAGAAGAGUGGCAGGAGCAGCUGUCAUUUUCCGCAGUUUCUCCCUUCCUACGCCACUUGGGAAGACGCUGCCGGUGUGGGACAGUGCAUGACGCAGCGGGGCACGCGGGGACACGAGGAAUGGCGUGCCUGAACACCUUAAAGCAGGAAAUAAGGGUACUGGAGGGCGCGUUUCCCAAGACGGAUCAGCUCUUCCAAGUUGUGUCUGCCAGUGUUGAUGAGCUCACCUGUCGGUUUAUCUCCAAGACGGGCAAGAAAUAUGACAUCCACGCCAACAUUACGGAGACCUACCCUCAUUCCCCUCCUGUCUGGUUUGCUGAGACAGAGGACACCAAUGUUACCAACGCCAUCGAGAGACUCAGCAACACCGUCGGCAAAGAUAACCAUGUACUACAACAGGUGAAGCUGCUGCUGAGGGAACUGACCACAGCGUUCAGCAUGGAGGAGCCGCCUGACCUGGAGGAUAGAUUGGACCUUGUUUCCGUGCCACAGGUCAUCAACGGACAUGACGUCACCGACCAUCAUGAGGAGUAUGAGGACUCAGAGAUGGAGGAGGAGGAGGAGGACAUGGAGGAGGACAUUCACCUGGAGAUGGAAGACAACACGUCCUCCCACGCAGCCCAGAAGGACGAGGACAUUCACCCAAGCCACAUGGCCACCCUGGACCGCCUCAAGGCCAACCAGCGACAGGACUACCUCCGCGGCUCCAUUUCCGGCUCUGUGCAGGCCACCGACCGACUCAUGAAGGAGCUUAGGGACAUCUACCGCUCAGACAGCUUCAAAAAGGGCGUGUACAGCGUGGAGUUGGUGAACGACAGUCUGUACGAGUGGAACGUGAAGCUUCUCAUUGUGGACUCUGACUCUCCGCUCCACAAUGACAUGGUUCAGCUGAAGGAGCGGGAGGGAAUGGACCACAUCCUCUUCAACUUCCACUUUAAGGAGAUGUACCCCUUUGAACCUCCCUUUGUGCGUGUAGUGCAGCCGGUCAUCAGCGGAGGCUACGUGCUGGUGGGCGGGGCAAUCUGUAUGGAGCUCCUCACUAAACAGGGAUGGAGCUCAGCCUACACUAUUGAGGCGGUGAUAAUGCAGAUAGCUGCCACGCUGGUCAAGGGCAAAGCUCGCAUCCAGUUUUCAGCCCAGAAGUCCGGCAAGAUUAGUGGAAGCAGCAAUCAGGGACAAUAUAGCUUGGCCAGGGCACAGCAGUCCUUUAAGUCACUCGUACAGAUUCACGAGAAGAAUGGCUGGUUCACCCCCCCUAAGGAGGACGGGUAAGGAGGUGAAGGGCCGGUCCUCGCCUCUGGCACCCCGCCCCCUCACCCCAUCUCCCCACGCCAGGCUGUUGUUGUCUGCUCUUCCACCACCACCACCUCCGACCCUUCUCGCCACCACCACCACCGCCACCACCACAGCGCCGCCAUCUCAUCCAGCUCGCCGUGACAUACACACACACAUGUACACAGACACACACACACACUCACAAGGCUUCAGUCAGUAGGAUUGGUGUUGAGGAGGAGGAGGAGUAGGUGUUGAUUGCACUUCAUAACAUGUCCUGGUAUGUUUUGUGUUUUUGUUCACUCACUUCUUCAUUUGUUCUGUUAGUGUUCUGUUCUAUGGCCCGGUCUAAGAGGCAGCGGCUUGUUCUGUCUGUCUCUUCACACACACACACAUAUGUAUCCUGGUUUCUUCCUCUUCCUCCUCUGCUGGCCACACAUGUCACACUUCCACAGUCUCUCCAUUCCCAAUCAUCAUUAUUACUGUACCAGAUGUGCAUAUGUUUCUUUUCUCUUCCACCACCACCACCACCGCCGCCGCUGCCGCCACCGCCACCCUCUCUCAUUUUAUAUAUAUACGUAUACAUAUAUUUUUGUGUUCUCUCUCGGACAUUUUUUCACACACUGACUAUAGAUUGUAAAGUCCUCGCACUGUAUAUUUUCCUGCACCCACCACCACCACCUCCACCACCACCACCACCACCACCACCACCACUAUCACCUCCACCACCACCACCACACCACCACCACUACCACCACCACACCCCUUCUGAUGGCAACAGCAUUAGCGGAUCUGUGAGCUGAAAUUAACCAUUACCUCUGCCUUGCCAAGUGUCUGUUAAGUUAGUCAGUGUUGUGUUUGGAGAGAGAGAGAGAGAGAGAGAGAGAGAGAGAGAGAGAGUUUAAAGAACAGGACAGGAUUUGAAAUGGAGGCAAAAGAUACAAGACUGUACAAAUUUUCACAGUUAUUGGUCAAGAGGGGGGAAGAGGUUGAUGUUUUCUUGCAGUCAUUUUACCAAACCACUCUGUUCAUGGACGAUUAAUAUCUUUUUAUUUCCUCUUUGAUUUCUGUGUUGUCUUAACUUUUUGUACGACAGUGUAUCAUCAUCUCAUGCCAGACGUUUCGACAUUUUGGACUUGAAAAAAAGAUUGGACUAAUGUAAAUCUUACCACUAUUUGUUGCCAGUGUCUCUUCAUCACAGUCAUCACCACCACUGCUCACAUCAUCAUAAUCAUCAUCACCAUUCCUUAUUUUCUCUUUCUAGGUAAGGAUUCUUGAUAAAGUUAUUUGCAUCUCAGGUUGGCCGUGUAAUCAAAACAUUCGCCUAAACACAGCUCGCCACUAAGACAACUAAAACCGCAACAAAAAACAACAGUGAUAAUAGCAACAACAACAAUGAUAGCAAGAAGUGUAGCCAUGAUGACCAUUCUGAAUGUGUCAUAGAGUUUAGAAAAUCCACAAAAACAAAAAAAAAUACUACAAAACAAAAAAAAUAAAAUAAAAUAAAACAACAACAGGAAGGACUAUUUUAUCAUGGCUGCUGACUUUAUCUUAGAAUUGAGAAAAAUCCAUAAAAUUACAAAAAAAAAUGGGAAAACUUAAAAUUUUUAUCACUGUAGAGUCGAGAACAAUCUAUACAACAACAACAACAACAACAACAGCAAAACUUUUAACUUUCAUCAUCUGACAGUUAACAAACUCACAAAAACGACAAUAACAAAAACUGCAAGUGUCAUAUCAUUGGUGACUCCAGUGACAAGGAGCUACAGGCAGAGUAAAUGUAUCACUAGUUUAACCCAAGUGCUUUUUACAAGUGGCUCUGUUUGAUAACAUUUCUGAGGUGCAUUCUGUCUUGUUUCCACACAACUUGAAAUAUAAACAGACAGAUAAUUGAGAGAGAGAGAGAGAAAGAGAGAGAGAGAGAGAGAGAGGAAACAUACUAGCUAUAUAUAUAUAUAUCUGUUUUGUGUUGUGUUUUACCGCAAAUAAAGAUACAAAACAUGAAAGUGAAACGA
Molecule: messenger RNA, 3310 nt
Organism: Scylla paramamosain (green mud crab)
Lineage: Eukaryota; Metazoa; Arthropoda; Malacostraca; Decapoda; Portunidae
Product: ubiquitin-conjugating enzyme E2 Q2-like
Exons: 9
Coding region: 144-1295 (383 amino acids)
Biological process (GO): protein polyubiquitination
Cellular component (GO): nucleus
Molecular function (GO): ubiquitin conjugating enzyme activity
Source: RefSeq, a predicted model, not a curated record